This is a messenger RNA of Etheostoma spectabile (orangethroat darter), 6440 nucleotides long. It is a transcript of the gene abcc1, whose product is annotated as ATP binding cassette subfamily C member 1 (ABCC1 blood group). The transcript has 31 exons. Gene Ontology annotation, biological process: xenobiotic transport; glutathione transmembrane transport. Bases 126 to 4664 code for a protein of 1512 amino acids. Lineage: Eukaryota; Metazoa; Chordata; Actinopteri; Perciformes; Percidae. Gene Ontology annotation, cellular component: basolateral plasma membrane. Gene Ontology annotation, molecular function: glutathione transmembrane transporter activity; ABC-type xenobiotic transporter activity; ATP hydrolysis activity. The record is from RefSeq and is a predicted model, not a curated record.
GAAGAAGAAGACCACGAAAAACAAGAAGAAACAGCGGUUGGCUUACAUUCAGGUUACAAAACCAAAGCGGAGCUUCAAAGACACUUGUAACAGUCCGGACUUGGGCUACGAUUGCGUCGCGACGAAUGGGGUUUGACAAGUUCUGCAGUCUGGACAGUUCCGACCCAUUUUGGGAUUGGAACCGUACAUGGUACGCUGCUAACCCCGACCUUACCCAGUGCUUCCAGAACACUGUCCUGGUGUGGCUGCCAUGCCUCUACCUCUGGAUGUGUGCUCCCAUCUACCUCAUCUACCUCCGCAGCCACGACCAUGGCUACAUAUGUAUGACUCACCUCAACAAAGCUAAAACUGCUGUUGGCCUUCUGCUCUGGAUUAUCUGCUGGUCAGAUGUUUUCUAUUCUUUCUGGGAAAGAAGUUAUGGCAGCCAUGUCCCCGCACUCGUCCACCACGUCAGUCCUACCUUACUGGGCCUUACCAUGUUGCUGGCCACCCUGGUAAUCCAGUAUGAACGGAUGAAAGGGGUUCAGUCAUCUGGAGUCAUGUUGAUCUACUGGCUGCUGGCACUGCUGUGUGCCACAGUCACCUUCAGGUCCAAGAUCUUCCAGGCCCUGGACCAGCCGUUGACAGUAAAUGUGUGGAGGUACACCACCUUCUACAUCUUCUAUGCUCUGCUGCUGGUUUCACUGUUCCUGUCCUGCCUGACGGACCAGCCCCCCCUCUUCUCCCAGGCCAUCAAAGACUCGAAUCCCUGCCCUGAGCCUGGAGCUUCUUUCCUCUCUAGAAUAACCUUCUGGUGGAUCACCAAGAUGAUGGUGACAGGGUACAAACGCCCACUAGAGGACAAGGACCUGUGGUCUUUGAACUUGGAGGACCGCUCCCAGAGAGUGGUUCCUCAGCUGGUGCGCCGCUGGAACACAGAGUGCCAAAAGAUCAAAAGGACAGAGCAGAAAACGGUGUACUCCCCGAAGCGGGUCACGCACACUGAGGGCAAAGAGGGCCGAGCCGUUGAAGAGUCUGAAAUCUUGAUUGUAAAAAAAUCCCAGAAAACCAGGGAGCCUUCGCUGUUCUGGGCACUGUGCCUAACCUUUGGGCCCUACUUCCUCAUCUCCUGCCUCUAUAAGAUCAUCCAGGACGUCCUCAUGUUCGUUGGGCCUGAGAUCCUCCGGCUGCUGAUCUGCUUUGUCAAUGACUCCAGCGCCCCCUCCUGGCAGGGCUACUUCUACACCGCUCUGCUCUUCAUAUGUACCUGUGUGCAGUCGCUCAUCCUCCAGAAGUACUUCCACGUGUGCUUUGUCUCAGGCAUGCGUCUGCGCACUGCCAUCAUCGGAGCGGUCUACAGGAAGGCCUUGGUUAUAAGCAGCGCAGCGCGCCGCACCUCCACAGUGGGAGAGAUUGUCAACCUGAUGUCAGUGGACGCCCAGCGCUUCAUGGACCUCAUCACCUACAUCAACAUGAUCUGGUCGGCCCCUCUGCAGGUGGUGCUGGCCCUCUACUUCCUCUGGCAGAACCUGGGUCCGUCCGUGUUGGCUGGAGUGGCUGUGAUGGUUCUGAUGGUUCCUGUUAACGCUGUCAUCGCCAUGAAAACCAAAACUUACCAGGUGGCUCAGAUGAAGAGCAAAGACAACCGCAUCAAGCUGAUGAAUGAGAUGCUGAACGGCAUCAAGGUGCUGAAGCUGUACGCCUGGGAGCUGGCCUUCAAGGACAAGGUGUCGGAAAUCCGUGAGAGUGAGCUUCGGGUCCUGAAGAAGGCCGCCUACCUGGGGGCAGUGUCCACCUUCACCUGGAUCUGUGCACCGUUCCUGGUUGCCCUGUCCACGUUCUCCGUGUUCGUGCUGAUCGACGAGCAUAACGUGCUGGAUGCCCAGAAGGCCUUUGUGUCACUGGCACUCUUCAACAUCCUACGCUUUCCUCUCAACAUGCUGCCAAUGGUCAUCAGUAGCAUGGUGCAGGCCAGUGUUUCCUUAAAGCGGCUCAGAGUGUUUCUUUCCCACGAGGAGCUGCAGGAGGACAGUGUCGAGCACAAAGCACUAGCAGGCUCCACACACAGUAUCUCCAUAGUGGAUGGAGUUUUCAGCUGGUCCAGAGCUGAACCCCCGGCACUCAGCGGGCUGAAUGUGUGCAUCCCAGAAGGCUCUCUGGUGGCCGUGGUGGGACACGUGGGCUCAGGAAAGUCCUCGCUGCUCUCCGCCCUGCUCGGAGAGAUGGACAAACUGGAAGGAAGCGUGGCUGUCAAGGGUUCGGUGGCCUACGUUUCACAGCAGGCCUGGAUCCAGAACUCCACCCUGAAAGACAACAUCAUGUUUGGUCAGGAGAGGAAGGAGGCCUGGUACCAGCGUGUGGUGGAGGCCUGUGCCCUGCAGCCGGACCUGGAGAUCCUUCCUGCUGGUGACGAGACGGAGAUCGGAGAGAAGGGAGUGAAUCUGUCUGGCGGUCAGAAGCAGAGGGUGAGCCUGGCCAGGGCGGUCUAUUGUGACCGGGCUGUCUACCUGCUCGAUGACCCGCUGUCUGCCGUCGACGCUCACGUAGGAAAACAUAUCUUUGAUAAAGUCAUCGGCCCUCAGGGCUUGCUGAAAGACAAGACUCGUGUGCUGGUGACCCAUGGGCUGAGCUACCUGCCCCAGGCCGACCUGAUCCUGGUCCUGGUGGAGGGCCAGAUCACAGAGAUGGGCUCCUACCAGGAUCUCAUGGCCACCCAGAGAGCCUUCGCCGAGUUUAUGCAGACAUACGCUGCCGUCGAGCACACUGAUGACAACGAACCUGUGCCAAAGAGUGGAACCAAAGGAAUAGAGAACGGCAGUGCAACUGUUGUUGGCAGUCCGGGUGUCAGCAGUGUGUCCAAACCGUCCCAGACGGCUGAGGAGAACAAGGUGCUGAGCAAGAAAGCCAAGGACCCCGAGGUGGGCAAGCUGACGGAGGCUGAUAAGGCCAGCACUGGACAGGUCAAGCUGUCUGUGUUCUGGGCUUAUCUGAAAGCCAUCGGAGCGCUUCUGUCCGUCAUCAGUCUGCUGCUGUUCCUCGCCCUUCACCUGGCCUCACUCUCCUCCAACUACUGGCUGAGCCUGUGGACCGACGACCCCGUGGUCAACGGCACUCAGCCCUACAGACUGAUGAGACUCGGGGUGUACGGAGCUCUCGGCCUGUCCCAGGGUGUGGCAGUCUUUGGCUACUCCAUGUCCACGUCCAUCGGGGGCAUCCUGGCGUCCCGCUGCCUCCACCAGUCCAUGCUGUAUGACGUCCUCCGCUCACCCAUGUCCUUUUUUGAGCGAACCCCCAGCGGUAACCUGGUCAACCGCUUUGCCAAGGAGAUGGACACCAUUGACUCCGUGAUCCCCAGCAUUAUUAGGAUGCUCAUGGGCUCGAUGUUAAACGUGUUGGGGUCUUGUGUUAUCAUCCUGAUCGCAACACCGCUCUUAGCUAUCAUCAUUCCUGUUCUCGGCCUGCUUUACUUUUAUGUGCAGAGGUUUUACGUGGCGUCAUCUCGCCAGCUGAAGCGCCUGGAGUCAGUCAGCCGUUCGCCCAUCUACACCCACUUCAAUGAGACACUGCUGGGCACCUCUGUCAUUCGAGCCUUCGGUGAACAGGAGCGCUUCAUCCGAGAGAGUGACCAGCGGGUGGACCACAACCAGAAGGCCUACUACCCCAGCAUAGUAGCAAACAGGUGGCUGGCUGUUCGCCUGGAGCUGGUAGGAAACUGCAUUGUGUCCUUUGCGGCUCUGUUUGCUGUCAUAGCCAGAGAGAACUUGAGUCCCGGCAUCAUGGGGCUGUCCAUCUCCUAUGCCCUUCAGCUGACCACCUCUCUGACCUGGCUGGUGAGGAUGUCGUCUGAUGUGGAAACCAACAUAGUGGCUGUGGAGAGAGUCAAGGAGUACAGUGACACGGAGAAGGAGGCGGAGUGGAAGCACGAGCCCUCCAGCCUCCCCCCGGGGUGGCCCACGGACGGCUGCAUCGACAUCAGAGGCUUGGGCCUGCGCUACCGCGACGAUCUGGAUCUCGCCAUCCGCAACAUCACCAUCAAAAUAAACAAAGGAGAGAAGGUGGGGAUUGUGGGGCGCACUGGAGCGGGGAAAUCCUCCCUGAUGCUGGGGCUGUUCCGGAUCAUCGAGGCAGCUGAGGGCCACAUCUUCAUUGAUGGGGUGGACAUUGCUCAGCUGGGCCUCCAUGAACUGCGUUCCAGAAUCACCAUCAUACCACAGGACCCAGUGUUGUUUUCAGGCUCUCUGAGGAUGAACCUGGAUCCUUUUGACAGCUACUCUGACGAGGGAAUAUGGAGGGCUCUGGAGUAUUCCCAUCUCAAGAGCUUUGUGUCCGGCCUGCCAAACAAACUCAACCAUGAGUGUAGUGAAGGAGGAGAGAACCUCAGUGUGGGUCAGCGCCAGCUGCUGUGCCUGGCCAGAGCUCUGCUGAGGAAGACCAAGGUCCUGGUUCUAGAUGAGGCCACAGCAGCCGUGGACAUGGAGACAGACAACCUGAUCCAGUCCACCAUCCGCUCUCAGUUUGAGGACUGCACCGUCCUAACGAUAGCUCAUCGCCUGAACACCAUCAUGGACUACACCAGGGUCCUGGUGCUGGACAAGGGAGAGAUGGCAGAGUUUGACUCUCCCUCCAACCUCGUCGCUCAGAGAGGAGCCUUUUACAAGAUGGCCAAGGACGCUGGGCUGGUAUGAAGCAGGCGGGGCCUCCCUUUGUUCAGCUGCUCCUGUGAGCCCCCACCCCCCCCCCAGCUCCUCUGCUCUCCGUCGUGGACGUCCCAGUUUCAGACUGAGACGCAGAUAAAGUAGGGGAAAUGUUAAGAUUUUGAUUGUGUGAUUAUGCAAGCAAGUUUGUCGAUGAGAACGGGUUUGAUUUGAUCCACUCCACCAUACACAGUCCUCAUUUAACCCCCCAUGGAUGGUGGCUGUUUCUUCCCGUUAGUCCAGAUCAGGUCUAUGUACCCCCUGUUUCUUCCCGUCAGGCCAGAUCAGGUCUAUGUACCCCCUGUUUCUUCCCACUCCUUUCACCUUCUUUUACUGCCAUUACUGCCAUGGACCAGGGGUGAUGGGUUCUAACAAAGGACAUAUUGUACACAGAUUUAUUUUGACACAGAUUUGUACCGGUGCUCGAUCCAGGCAGGGGGGGUUUACUUCUCCACAGACAGAAGUCCGUGCAGUCUGUCUCACAUACAGUUCACUUCUGGUUGUAGUAACCAGCGCUGAGGUCAGGAGCAGGGCUGCACGAUGCACGCAAUAUCUAAUUGCGAUUAUUUUUGACUGAUAUUGCAAUAUUAUUAACGAUAUUGGAGGGAAUGGUUGUUUUUUUGUGUCAUGUAUUCCCAUUUUCAUUGAAAAUGAUUAUAGUGUGAUUUUUGUCCCAAACAAAGAUUUUUUUCUUUAGUCUGUAGGAUACGAUGUGUAGGCCGGGACGUCUCUGCAGCACCACAACACUUCAUUCAGAAUGGUUUGACACAUAUUUUGCCAUUAACAAAUUUGCAAUUAAUUGUGCAGCCAAAGUGAGGAGGGGACAGAAAGGCGGUGUUCCUGUAUAAACAAACCAUUUUGUGCCAAAGACCGCCCUAAACUCGAUUCGGGAUGCUGCUAACGUAGGCGGCACAUUCACAUGGGCGUAUGGAUAUUGUUAUUGUCCAAACAGAGUACUAAGCUCAACAAUUGCUUUGUCCCAAUUCCAUACUACAUAAUAAUUGUAUACAGUACACUCUGUAUACUGAUCUUUUGCUGUAUUUUACAGUUAGUAUUCAAAACAUCAACCUACUUCACAGGGAAAUAUACAAUCUGUGGUCUGCACUCCAUUAAAUGGAUAAGGCUUGCACUAUUCUAUAUUUUCUUUAUCAAAUGAAAAAUUAAAUUAAAGCUGCAAGCAGCGAUGUGGAUUUCCUAACUGUCUGACAGUGCGCGCAAUUUAAGGAAGAUCUGUGGAGUCCCCUAGGAGGAAUUUUAAAAUGUUUCAUGCCUGUAAAGGGCCUAAAUUUCCAUGUUGUCACAUGACCUAUGACAUCAUUGUUCGAAAUGUCCAAAAUUCCUUCGCUGUCUAAGAUUACAUCAGUCGGAGGAUUACGCCAACCAAAAAUAAAACUAAGAGCAACAUGUGUAACAGAUUUUGUGAAUAUGGAAGGAAGUAUAAAUCAAGGCCUUCCAUGCUUUAGGGUGUGCUGUGGAGCCCGCUAAACACACACAUGGACCAAAUCUUAAAUAAAGUCUUGCUAUGCUCACAGGUUUUGUUUUUGAGGAUAUUAAAUCAUCAAAAAUGUAGCCAAGGGCCAAAAGUAAUGAGGGGGUGCUCCUGAGCCACAAUGGCACGCCCAAGCCCAGAUGUGACACCAAUCUAAAUAAAUACUAGUUUGAACAUUGCUGCAAAAUUUGGGGUUUUGUGCAUCCUAAAGUCUUCAAACUUGUUCGUAAAAUAAAAAAAUGAAUGCAACAAUAUUCAAGAUUGCUGACUUCCUGUCA